Histoplasma mississippiense is the source of this 1149-nucleotide messenger RNA. RefSeq lists its product as hypothetical. Bases 1 to 1149 code for a protein of 382 amino acids. The record is from RefSeq and is a predicted model, not a curated record. Lineage: Eukaryota; Fungi; Ascomycota; Eurotiomycetes; Onygenales; Ajellomycetaceae. The transcript is spliced from 5 exons.
AUGCCAUGGACACCUAAAGUACUUCCAACUCUGAGCGGAACACAACGGCGCAUUCUCGAAGGAACGUCACGACCGAAACCCGAAAUGUCAUCCUACCGGCUUCCCAACAUCCCAUCACUGCGAAGACAGCAGCUUCGGCUUGAAUUCACGAGCCUGAAAACAGCUCCUCCCCCCGGCGUCUACGUGAAUAUCUCACCGACAGAUCCCACCUUCUGGUCUGGUGUUAUUUUUGUGCAGAAGGGCCCCUACGCAUCUGCGAUUCUGCGAUUUCAGUUCCGCUUUCCAUCGACUUAUCCGGAUUUACCGCCAUUAGUUACUUUCACGACAGAUAUAUUCCACCCCCUCAUCGUGCCGCUCACAACCUACACAUUUAGCACCAACUCUCCCGAUACAGAUACUGUAAGCGCAACGGAUGAAGAACGUCUACCACCCGGCGGCUUUAGUCUGAGGCAUGGAUUCCCACAUUGGUUUGGAAGAGGAAGAGCUCAGAGGAGUGCGUCGAAUUCAGCAGCAUCAUCACGGAAUGUGAGUGGUAGCGAACAGAAGGGCGCGAAACCAGCACCCCUGGAACAGCCCAGUGAAGGGACAACGCCAGCUCCAGACAAAGACGCGGGGACUGGGACUUCGUUUGCGGAAGAGCAAGAUGUCUCAUCUGCGGGGCGAGUUUCGUCACAUGAUCCCCAUGUGCGUGUAUCUCCGUUACCAGCCGGCUCACCGUCUACUGCCAGUGUUCAGGUGGAUGUCCCAGUUUUGACGAUUCUUAACUACAUCCGGUCGACGUUUGAUGAUGAAGCAGUAUUGGACUCCAUACCGCUGGAGGCCGCUGGGAACCCUGGAGCCUGGCAUGCCUGGCGAUCCCAUCGGGGGCUGGGAAACAGGGAAGGGGAAGAUGGCCCAGAUGGACCGGUGAAAAGGAGCAGUCUGCACGCACGCCGACCUGGAGAAUGGAACUGGGAAGGUGUUUGGGAGAAGAGAGUGCAAGCUGGAAUUGAGACUAGUUACUUGGAAUCAGUCCUUUUUGGCAAUAGUACGCGGGGUGGUGCGGGCGAUGAUCUGAUUCGAUUUGUCAAGCUUGACAGUGAUACGCUUUCCAAGACGAAGGAAGAGAUUAUCUCCACCCAAAAGGGUAGUGAGAUAGAGACACCAUGA